This is a messenger RNA of Pyrus x bretschneideri (Chinese white pear), 2486 nucleotides long. RefSeq names its product trifunctional UDP-glucose 4,6-dehydratase/UDP-4-keto-6-deoxy-D-glucose 3,5-epimerase/UDP-4-keto-L-rhamnose-reductase RHM1-like. The transcript is spliced from 3 exons. Gene Ontology annotation, molecular function: UDP-L-rhamnose synthase activity; dTDP-glucose 4,6-dehydratase activity; UDP-glucose 4,6-dehydratase activity. NCBI's taxonomy places the organism in Eukaryota, Viridiplantae, Streptophyta, Magnoliopsida, Rosales, Rosaceae. The record is from RefSeq and is a predicted model, not a curated record. Gene Ontology annotation, biological process: UDP-rhamnose biosynthetic process; auxin export across the plasma membrane; flavonol biosynthetic process. Bases 174 to 2180 code for a protein of 668 amino acids.
GCUCUGCACCUCAUUUCUUUCAUAGAUGAAUCCUUGGCCAUUUUUCUUUCUCUAAUUUCUCUGCCUGAAUCUCUCUCUCUCUCUUCGCUUGCCUCCUGAGGCUUCGUCUCUGAAUUUCUCUAUCUGGGUUGGUCGAUCUUGAUCGAAGCUAAAUCUUUAAAAGUUUCCCCAACAUGGGUUCAUAUACCCCCAAGAACAUCCUCAUAACUGGGGCUGCUGGCUUCAUCGCAUCUCAUGUUGCCAACCGGCUCAUCCGCAGUUACCCUGGCUACAAGAUUGUUGUGCUUGACAAGCUUGACUAUUGUUCAAAUCUGAAAAACCUCCUUCCCUCCAAAUCAUUACCCAAUUUCAAGUUUGUUAAGGGGGACAUUGCCAGUGCUGACCUUGUCAACUAUCUCCUCAUCACUGAGUCAAUCGAUACCAUAAUGCAUUUCGCUGCCCAGACCCAUGUCGACAACUCCUUUGGUAACAGCCUUGAGUUCACCAAGAACAACAUCUAUGGCACCCAUGUUCUCCUAGAAGCAUGCAAAGUUACUGGACAAAUCAAGAGGUUCAUCCAUGUCAGCACAGAUGAGGUCUAUGGUGAGACUGAUGAAGAUGCUGUUGUGGGAAACCAUGAAGCAUCUCAACUUCUCCCAACAAAUCCAUACUCCGCAACAAAAGCGGGCGCAGAAAUGCUUGUUAUGGCAUAUGGCAGAUCGUAUGGAUUGCCUGUUAUAACUACCCGUGGAAACAAUGUCUAUGGACCAAAUCAAUUUCCUGAAAAAUUGAUUCCGAAGUUCAUUCUGUUGGCCAUGCAAGGGAAGCCUCUGCCCAUUCACGGGGAUGGUUCUAACGUGAGAAGCUAUCUAUAUUGUGAGGAUGUUGCUGAGGCUUUUGAGCUCAUUCUUCACAAAGGAGAGAUUGGACAUGUGUACAAUAUUGGAACAAAGAGGGAAAGGAGAGUUAUUGAUGUGGCCAAAGAUAUAUGCAGACUUUUCUCAAUUGACCCGGAGACAAACAUCAAGUUUGUUGAAAACAGACCUUUCAAUGAUCAGAGGUAUUUCCUAGAUGAUGAGAAGCUGAAGAUUUUGGGGUGGUCAGAGCGCACCCAGUGGCAAGAUGGGUUGAAGAAGACUAUAGAAUGGUACACUCAGAAUCCUGAUUGGUGGGGUGAUGUAUCUGGGGCUCUGCUACCUCAUCCUCGAAUGCUGAUGAUGCCUGGUGGGAUUGAGAGACUUUCGGAAGAGUCUGAGAGUGGCAAAUCUGAAUCUUUUGUCUCAAGUAAUCCCCGAAUGUUGGUUCGACCUUCCAAAGCUAGUGGCUCUCCUCGUAAACCUCCCUAUAAGUUCUUGAUCUAUGGUAGGACUGGUUGGAUUGGGGGUGUACUUGGGAAGCUAUGUGAAAAACAAGGGAUUCCUUAUGAAUAUGGAAAAGGGCGUCUAGAGGAUCGCACAUCACUCUUGGCAGAUAUUCAGAAUGUCAAGCCAACCCAUGUGUUCAAUGCUGCUGGUCUGACUGGUAGACCUAAUGUUGAUUGGUGCGAAUCUCAUAAAGCAGAAACAAUUCGAGUCAAUGUUGCUGGAACCUUGACCUUGGCAGAUGUUUGCAGAGAGCAUGGACUCCUGAUGCUGAACUAUGCUACUGGGUGUAUAUUUGAAUAUGAUGCGAAACAUCCAGAAGGUUCGGGAAUUGGGUUCAAGGAAGAGGACACACCCAAUUUCCAUGGUUCUUACUACUCAAAAACCAAGGCCAUGGUUGAGGAGCUCUUGAAAGAAUUCGACAAUGUCUGCACUCUCAGAGUUCGGAUGCCCAUCUCAUCUGACCUGAACAACCCUCGCAACUUCAUUACCAAGAUCUCUCGUUAUAACAAAGUGGUAAACAUUCCUAACAGCAUGACCAUCUUGGAUGAGUUAAUACCCAUUUCUAUUGAGAUGGCAAAACGGAACUUGAGGGGCAUAUGGAACUUCACAAACCCUGGUGUCGUAAGCCAUAAUGAGAUACUGGAGAUGUACAAGCAAUACAUUGACCCAAAGUUCACAUGGGCUAACUUCACACUCGAAGAGCAAGCCAAGGUCAUAGUUGCAGCUCGAAGCAACAAUGAAAUGGAUGCAUCCAAGUUGAAGAAAGAGUUCCCUGAGUUGCUGCCAAUCAAGGAGUCGCUGAUCAAGUACGUCUUUGAACCAAACAAGAAGGUGUAAGCAAAUUUCAGUUAUAGAGCUCGGUAAAACCUCCACCAUCCAUAUUAGGUGAUAUAUGCUUAGAUUACCUCAGUUUAGUUGAAUCAGUAUCACUCAUUAUUCAUUUUUAGCCUUGCCAUUAUUUCUUGUAUGCCUAGAGGGUGUUGGGUAUAAUUCUACUAAGUGUGCUUUCUGGGUUUUCAUCGUUAUAUCUUACUUUCCUUCGUGUUCCAUUUUACAAAAACUUUCCACAGAUUCGGUUCCCGAUAGAUAUACUUCUGUAAACUUCUUUUACAUUCUGUUCAAUGAAGGUUGUGGUGUUUAAUU